CGGCGCGGGCCGCGCCGCUUCUGGACUGAGCCGAGCUGGGCCGGGCGGCUCCGCCUCCGCGCGAAGAGUAGCGGCGAGCCGAGCCCCGGCUCCGCGGCGGCGCCCGCCCUUUCACCAGGCGGAGCGGGAGGAUGCGGCCCGGAGCGGAGCUCUGAGCGAUGGAAGGAGUCCUGUACAAGUGGACCAACUACCUGGCGGGUUGGCAGCCUCGGUGGUUUGUCUUAGACAAUGGGAUAUUGUCGUACUAUGAUUCACAGGAUGACGUUUGCAAAGGCAGCAAAGGAAGUAUAAAGAUGGCCGUGUGUGAAAUAAAAGUCCAUGCAACAGACAACACCAGAAUGGAGUUAAUCAUCCCAGGGGAACAGCAUUUCUAUAUGAAAGCAGUUAAUGCAGCUGAAAGGCAGAGGUGGCUGGUAGCACUGGGAAGUGCAAAGGCCUGUUUAGCAGAUACUAGAACAAAAAAAGAAAAAGAGAUAAGUGAGACCACUGAAUCUCUUAAAACCAAAAUGUCUGAACUUCGUCUCUACUGUGAUCUUCUGAUGCAGCAAGUUCAUACAAUACAAGAAUUUGUUCACCAUGAUGAGACUUGCUCUCCUCCCAGCAUUGAGAACAUGAAUGAAGCCUCUUCCUUGCUUAGUGCCACGUGUAAUACAUUUAUCACAACACUUGAAGAAUGCGUGAAGAUUGCUAAUGCCAAGUUUAAGCCAGAAAUGUUCCAGCUGCCUCAUCCCGAUCCCUUAGUUUCUCCUGUGUCACCAUCACCUGUCCAAAUGAUGAAGCGUUCCAUUAGCCAUCCUGGUCCUUGUUAUUCGGAAAGGGAUAAUCACUCUGUGAAAGAACCAAUUUCCCUCCAUCGGUUAUCACAGCAACGCAGAAGAACAUACUCAGAUACAGAAUCUUACAGUGACACUCCCCUGGAAGAUUCUCAGAGAUCUGCUCACUGCCCUGGAAAUGCUGUAAAUGGGAAUCUGGUGUCAUCAACCAUUCCGGAAGAAAAUAGAUCGAUAUCAAAUGAAAGAUCUGACCUGGAAGGGAGUCUCUCAUCCUUUUCUUCCUGAAGAAGCUGAAAGUGUUUAAAUUUUCUAUAAAAAAUGCUAUGCAAAGGCUGCUGUAAUUAUAUUGUUAUUAUAGGAAGUAGUAAUUUCCCUUUUUAGAAGGAUUUCUCUGCACUUUAUAGAAUAACCUGAAAAAUAUCUUUGAAGUGUAUUUUAUCUUUAUAUAGUUUAUUUGCAAGAGUAUUUUCCUAAUAUUUCACAGUUUGAAUGUGCAUUUUUUUGGAACAAAUGAUGGUUUAAAAGAUAAACAUCUACAUUUGUAAAUGUUGCUCUUAAAAAGUUUGAAGGUCUGAUUGAUACAGUAGUAAACCUGCAGAUUAUAAACUUUAGCAAAGAGGUUUUGUUUUGUGUUUUCUUUUUUUUUCCUUUUUGGAGAAAAUGCAGCUUGUGCCUGCUGAUCAUUUGUAUAAACAGUCUGUCUGGAGCUUUGAUGGCCCUGCUGGGGCUUUUUUUUGCCUGAGUAAGGACUGUGGGACUGGGCAUUAACGGAUCUAUUCUAGCAGCAUGAUGGUAGUUGACAUUGCCUUCUUUAAAAACACAAGGGUAUAUAUAAUCUGGUCCUUGUUUUUAGCCAAUGAGAGUAGAAAUAUUUCAUGUAUUUUUCUAUUAAAAAAAAGAAAAAGUAUACAAAUAACUUAAUAUGAAGCAUUUGUAUCAAGCAUUGGAUAUUUAAUAAUUGUAUUUAUUUAUUCUUCUUUUGCAUCAAAAAUUUUUUACCUACUUUCACUACUAAAGAUACAAAAAUCUACUAAAGGUUUCAAAAUGGGCAUAAAUUGUUUCUGGUGUGUGUAGCAUCACAAGUAGCUAAUGCAGCACUUCUAAUAUAUACUCUGCUCAUGUAAUACUUUGCUGAAAACACAUCUUGUAGAAGUAAGAACUGAACUAUUAGACCAUGAAGCUGCUGUUGGUAUGGAUAGGUGUAUCUGUAUCUGGACAUAUUUUAUUUGUGACAUAUUUAUACAAAGGGAGCUUCUGUUUUGGUGAUUCCUUCAUGUCGUUUCAGGAUGGUGUACACCAGGGGAUGCAUUCUGCUCUCAUUUACAUCAGUGUAAAUCUGCAUUAACUGUAAGUGAGAUCAGAUUCUGAUACUCAGUAAGUAAUUCAUGAGUAGUAUAAUAUAGUAUAACAGUGCCUACUAGCACCUUAAUCCAUAAGGUUGCUAGCGUUAGCAUUGUAAGCUUUUGGCAUAAGGGGGAGGGUUGGUGUUCAUUUUAAGAUAAGCUUGGUUUAUGAAGUCCUAGCUGUAGAGCACUUUAAGCAAGCCAUUUACUGUUUUUCAUUUACACAAUUCCUAAAUAAAUGCACAGGGUUUUUUUGUACUUGAGCACAUACCAAAAUCUGUUUUUUAUAAUCAAAUCUUCUUUAAUUUGGUCUAAGUCGUCUUCCUCUGGUGUUUAUGAAUAAUUUGGUGGUAUUGAAGCAGUUUGGAAAAGACAGAUGGGGUUGGAUUUGAAGGUUUCAUUAUAAACUUCUGGAAUAUUGAUUCAUCUAAAUCAAAAUAGAUCCAAACGUUGAGAAAAAGCAUAAACUGUUGCUUGUGUAGGCUACCAGUCUUUAAACCAUUCUGUUGGUUGUCAGAGGAAAUGGAAAGGCUCAUUUGAAUGGAGAUAUUAAUGGCUUCCAGCUCAGUGCUGUCAUUUGUGCUCAGAUCUGCCAGUUUUCAUGCACCUGUCAUUUGCAUAUCAGCCACACAUGCUUCUACUUUUUUUUUUCCUAAAUGUUUGCUUUUAUGUAUUCUGUGUGACACCUAAGGCAAUUGUAAAAGCAAGUAGUAAAAAAAAAGCAGCGUUCAGAGAAGUAAAUGACGUAUUUGGGUGUUCUGUUGAAUCAUAUAUAUUGGUUUAGAAACGCCUACUGAAAUUUCACUCAAGUUUUUUCCAAUGUAAUGGUAAGUACAUAUAUAUGGUAAGUACAUAUAUACAGUAAGUACAUAUAUAUGGUAAGUACAUGUCACUUUAAUGGGAGUCUGUUUCUGACUUUCAGCUCCUACAGAGAAAAUAAAUAGUCUGGAUUCUGUGCAAACAUUUCCCUGACACUGAUCAGUACAUGUAGUUGUAAAUCAGUGUUUAAAAUACUGCUGGUAAAUAUUUUAGGCAUGAUUGGUUAGAUAAGAGUUGUAAUGUUUAGAUUCAAGUAUAACGGCUCCCUGUAAUUAAUUACUUCAGGACUCUCUUGGUUUUUUUCCAUGUGACUAAAGCGGGAAUGAUAGAUAUCUUUUAGUAUAUGUGCAACAUAUUCUUGCUAAAGAUAAAUCAGCUUUUUUUUUUUUUUUUUUUUUUUUCUUAAUAUACUUCUGCACUAUGGCUGAAAUCCGAAAGUGUGUUUAAGUAAGUGAAAUGAGUGAAGAUGAUAUACCAUAGUACUUUUGGCAUUAGGAGCUAUGAAGUCAUUCUGAAAAAUUGUACUAAGCUAGAACCAGAGUGGGCCAGAGAAUGCUUAGUCAUGAAAAUUGCUGUUGUUUUGGGAUGUUUUAUGAAAGUGACACUCAGUUUUAGUGUUAACUUCACUGUCUUGUGAACACAGGCUCAGCAGCAUGUCAAGUUAUCUAUUAAAACUGUACUCCAGCAAAUUCGCUCAGAAAGCAAAUGAUAUCCUGGGCUCCAUCAGAAGAGAGGAAGUGAUUGUCCCUCUCUACUCUGCUCCUGUAAGGCGCCAUCUGGAAUACUGUGUCCAGGUCUGGAGCUCCCAGUACAAAAAUGACAGAGAGCGACUGGAGAGGGUCCAGAGGAGCGUCACAAAGAUGAGCUGGAGGCUGGAGCACCUACCCUACAAAGACAGGCCGAGGGAGCUGGGCUCAUUCAGCCUGGAGAAAAGGCUGCUGCAGGAUGACCUCAUUGCAGCCUUUCAAUACCAAAAGGGAGCCUAGAAACAGGAGGGGAGUCAACUCUUUGAAAAGGUAAAUAAAACUGUAUCCUCUUGUCCUGGUGUUAAGUUGAAGGAGGCAAGAUUUAGGUUGGAUAUCAGGGAAGUUCUUUACUAUGAGAGUGGUGAGGUGCUAGAACAGGCUGCCCAGAGAGGUUGUGGAUGCCCUGUCCCUGGAUGGGGCCCUGGGCAGCCUGGUCUAGUAUUAAAUGGGGAGCUUGGUUGCCCUGCAUGUGGCAGGGGGGUUGGAGAUUCGUGAUCCUUGAGGUCCCUUCCAACCUGGGCCAUUCUGUGAUUAACUUCACUGUGGUAUCAGUGUUCACUGUUCCAUGAGUAGUGCCCAGCUAGUUUAUAAUUGUUUCGAUUUUUUUUCCUAUGGAAAAAAGUGAACCCGCAAAGGGGUUUAAAUACUCAAUUAAACCAAAACACCAAACAAACACAGACUUUAAGGUGCAGAAAGCAUGCUUUAUUUUAAAUGAACAAUUCUAUCUCAAGGAGGUUCAACAUCUAACAAUUAGAUUUAAUACUACAUUAGAAGAACUACAGCAAAUUGAAGUGCAGGGCAAUACCUGAUAUAACAACAGCUUGUUUUCAAACUGUGGUUCACUGCUUAGUUGCCUGUAAGUGACUACUAAGUGUCUAAUACUACUACACAAACUCAAUCACUGCACCCUACAAACCUCCAAGAGUUGGUACUGCUGCUGCACUUGAGUACCUAAAUGGCUUUGUUGAUUAUGGGGAUGGCCAGGUGAUGUUACUUUUUUAAAGCCAUUCAGACAGUCAGUGUGUCAGAAGCAGCACCCAAACAGUGGUCGAACAAAGUGCUGGCCGCUUGCACUUUGUUCAGAAAUUGUCAGUCAGGUAUGGAAAUUAUGACAUAAUCAGAUCCAAUGUAAAACAUUAAAGUAAUACUUACAGGAGGGUAAAUGUAAAUAUCACUAGUGCCUUACAUUUCUGAUUCAACAUAAUUAUUUGUGCAUGUAUGAAAUACUAUGCACAGUAUCCUCUCUUGGUGGUAGGUAAUCUUCAACAGGGAGCCCCUCUACCUGUUGAGGCAUUCUUAAACAUCAACAAUGAGUUGAGGCACAAAAAUUAGUUAAAUGUUGAGCAGGAUAGUCGUUUGCCAGGAAACUUUCUCCUACCAACUGUUAAUUCCAAAAGUUACAUUUCAAAAUGUCGUAAAACAAAUGGUACAAAACUUCAUAACCGUUAACUUCGGCUAUAUACAGUAUGUACAUGUCAGUGAAAAAAGUGUUUAAAAUUCUUAGGUCAAUAAUGACUAUAAGUCAUAACGUAUAUCUCUGGACUUUGUCUCAUUCAGGUAGGUACAAAAAUAUUUUUUUUUAAUAUUUACAGAUCAGUCCAUAUAUUAAUCACUUGUAAAAAGACAAGUGUAAA
Messenger RNA from Tympanuchus pallidicinctus (lesser prairie-chicken), 5315 nucleotides. RefSeq names its product pleckstrin homology domain containing A3 (gene PLEKHA3). The transcript has 10 exons. Bases 159 to 1058 code for a protein of 299 amino acids. Gene Ontology annotation, biological process: endosome organization; retrograde transport, endosome to Golgi; receptor recycling. Gene Ontology annotation, cellular component: recycling endosome; trans-Golgi network; early endosome. NCBI's taxonomy places the organism in Eukaryota, Metazoa, Chordata, Aves, Galliformes, Phasianidae. The record is from RefSeq and is a predicted model, not a curated record.